This is a messenger RNA of Sebastes umbrosus (honeycomb rockfish), 623 nucleotides long. It is a transcript of the gene rps25, whose product is annotated as ribosomal protein S25. Gene Ontology annotation, cellular component: cytosolic small ribosomal subunit. The coding region runs from base 136 to 552 and encodes 138 amino acids. Lineage: Eukaryota; Metazoa; Chordata; Actinopteri; Perciformes; Sebastidae. The transcript has 5 exons. Gene Ontology annotation, molecular function: structural constituent of ribosome. The record is from RefSeq and is a predicted model, not a curated record.
CAAUAAAAAACUGGUAAAACACGGAAGAACUCAAUUUCCCAUAAUGCCCUAUUCCCAUUUCCGCAUCUACGGGUUGACUAAGGGGCUCUUGCACGGGGUGAACUUCCUUUCGCUCCGACAUCUUGACGAGGAAACAUGCCUCCCAAGCAGGAUAAGAAGAAGGAUGCUGGGAAGUCCAAAAAGGACAAGGACCCAGUUAAUAAGUCCGGAGGCAAAGCCAAGAAGAAGAAGUGGUCCAAGGGAAAAGUGAGGGAUAAGCUCAACAACUUGGUACUCUUCGACAAGGCAACCUACGAAAAGUUGUACAAAGAAGUCCCCAACUACAAGCUCAUCACCCCCGCUGUUGUGUCUGAGAGGCUGAAGAUCCGUGGCUCCCUUGCCAGGAAUGCCCUCCAGGAGCUGCUUGCCAAAGGCAUGAUCAAACUGGUGUCCAAACACAGAGCGCAGCUGAUUUACACACGUAACACCAAGGGUGGAGACGAGGAGGCAGCAGAGGAGAAGGAGAAGGAAGAGAAAGAGAAGGAGAAGGAGAAGAAGAAGGAGAAGGCAUAAUCGGGUUCUCCUGUUUCCUCUGAUGGGCCGUUUGUAAUAAAAGGUGAAUAAAAACUGUAAAGACAACAUCA